AUGGCCUCACCCUUCCUUCCUUGCAACCAACCCCCUGCCACCGUGCACCCUUCUCCCAUGGCGAUGGCGAUGGCGAUGGCUAGAGAGAUGGAUCUAGGCAUCUGGCCCCGCCAGAUCGAGGCGCAGGCCCGCUGGCCGGACGGCGGCAACGUACCUCCCCUCCAUGUCCAGAUGGGAAACAGCACGGUCAAGGUACGGUGGCUCCCGGAGACUCUCACGGCGGCCGGGCCGGGCUCCCCCAGCUAG
Molecule: messenger RNA, 246 nt
Organism: Triticum turgidum subsp. durum (durum wheat)
Lineage: Eukaryota; Viridiplantae; Streptophyta; Magnoliopsida; Poales; Poaceae
Source: the annotation of a GenBank genome assembly